AUGCUCAUAUCAACACUCAACAGCCUAGUUCUCUCGGCUUCAGUCGCCAUCUUGGUCGCAUUCACCACAGCUGCGCCUACACCUCUUCGACUCGAUCCCUGCGGAAUCCUUGGUGCCAAGCAAUUCAUACCCUUUACAGUCACAUAUGAAGACGUCGCCGACUGCUACGAAGCCAUCCCUUAUAACAACGCCAACGCUGCCACGACUCUCUCUACUAUCUACACAAUGUUCAACGAGUUCUACGUCUUCCGUAAUGCUGCCCUGACCCCCGAUCUCCCUGCACCCUUUUCGAUCAACUGCUACUCGAAGUUUUACUUUGUGCAGGCACUUUCAUUUUAUGCACCUCUCAUCAAUGGUGUUCAGCAAGUUCGAGUUUAUUCUGACCGCAGUGAAAGAUCUCAGAACUACUCGGACUGUUGUGUUUUGACAAUCGAAGGUAUCGAUGCCUUGACUUACAUCAAGACCUGGGCUGACGAGGAGGUUAACUUCUCGCGCGACGCCGGCGUUCGGCUCAACCAUGCUCUGAGUACCCAGACAUAUGAUCCCAAGACCAAGACGUUUAUUGAAAGUAUCAGUCCCUUUAGUGUUCGAACCAACCUGCCGGAUACGGAAUCUCUCCAGUAUGAGAUCCAGUGUGGACAAGCCGAGCCCGUUUUCUUGGAUGAGAGUGGGCAGUUCAUGUUGAGAACAAGGCCCCAUUCAAGGAUGUGGACUCGUUUAUACAUAAUGUAUGCGUGGCUGAGCCCAGAGCUGGGGAGCUUACGGUAG
Messenger RNA from Linnemannia hyalina, 768 nucleotides. The record is from the annotation of a GenBank genome assembly. Lineage: Eukaryota; Fungi; Mortierellomycota; Mortierellomycetes; Mortierellales; Mortierellaceae.